Messenger RNA from Manis javanica (Malayan pangolin), 2252 nucleotides. RefSeq names its product zinc finger protein 789 (gene ZNF789). The record is from RefSeq and is a predicted model, not a curated record. NCBI's taxonomy places the organism in Eukaryota, Metazoa, Chordata, Mammalia, Pholidota, Manidae. Gene Ontology annotation, biological process: regulation of DNA-templated transcription.
CCCGCGGGAGUAGAGCCGACGAGAGGCGCUGGGAUCUUCCGUGUUCGCUCACUCAGCUGAGGGUUCGCCGAGGGGCGUAGACUGCUUCCCUGUUCCGGGUCGGAACGUCGAGAUACUGCCGCAAGGGAACACUGAGGACUUCCUGGAGGAGGCGCCGAUCAGUCUAGCGUGAUGGCUGUGAUUCUGCCCCAUCUCAGAGACCAGGCUAUGGAAGCUAUAUUCCUGACAGCAUGUUGGAAGGAAUUGCUGUCCUUUGAGGAUGUGGCUGUGUACUUCACCAGAGAAGAGUGGGACAAGCUGGACUGGGCUCAGAAGGACCUCUACAGAGACGUGAUGUUGGAGAAUUACAGAAACAUGAUCUUGCUGGGUAAUGAUUCGGCCUGAGGAAGUGGCUUUGAGGGCUUUGAAUGUCUGCACCAGUCCUCAACCCCUUAUCUGCAAUUCUGAAAUCAGUAAAAGCUCUGAAAUCUAGAAGUUCUUUCAUAGCUUCUUUGGCUACAAGAACCAUCCUGAAGUCAUAAGGGGUAAAACCUGGUAUUGUACAUGAAGCUAUUUAUCAUCCUUAUUUUUUCCCACAUGAUCUUUUUAUCUAUGCAGUUAGCAUCAGAAAUAUCAGUGAGUUUCGUUAAGGGUAUAGCUCCAAACCUGUUGCAGUGGUACAUAAUAGAAAACAUGCACACCAAGUCACCUUUCUAAAAUCUGGAAAGAUUCUGACUCUUGAAACACUUCUGAACUCAAGGGUUUCAAAUACGGGAUUGUGGAUAAUGAAUAAUUAACUUGUUUUAGUGGUUGGAGUUGCUUAAUCUGUUUCCCACCCCACUGCAUCCUUCACCUCUGUAAGACCUGUAGGAGUUGAAAAGAUUAUGGGUCCCAAAGGCUAGCUGCUUUCCCUCUUGAUAAGUUAUUUUUCUUUCUUCUCUCUGCACACCUUGUGUGCAGCAUCACCAAGUGCCAGGGAAAUGAUUCUUAACGGACUUCCAUUUCUGAGCCUUUAUCACUUUCGUAUUCCCAGGGCCUGCCUUUGUCUUACUCCAAUGCAGUCUCCUCCUUUGGGCACUUCCUUGAUAAAUAGUUUUGUUUCUGGAGCCACAUGUUUGACCCCCACCCCACAGACACUCUUGGCAUAGUCUUGACCCCCCUUUCAUGGGAUUGCCCAUCCACCUCUGGAUUUUUGAGGUUUAUUUUCAUUUUGAAAGCACUGUAAGAGUAUACUUGAAUGCAUGGAAGGUAGAGGAAAGCAUGAAGAGGUGAGGUAAACAUUCAGGGGUAACAAUAUCUUUUAAAUAUUUCCUUCCAGCUUUCUCCCCCUAUGCUUUAAAAAAAAACAUAGCUGAGCAUAUGCUUUGUAUAAUUCUGUAAUCCCAUUAAAACUUGAUGACGAUAGUAUCAGCAUUUUCCCUGUUAAAGUCCCCAUCAAUAUCAAAAGAUAGUAGUAUAAUUCUGUUGUAUGAGCCAUAUUUAAUCAUUGUUCCAUUUUGGGAUGCUUGCUUGGCUUUGUUUUUGUUUGUUGAUUUGCAUGUGUGUUUAUCAUCUUCUGUAUUACAAUGUUCCAGUGGAUUUCUGACUAUAAAUCCUUACAUGAACAUCUGAUUAUUUCCUAAAUGGAAUUUGGAGUUAAUGGGUAUAGACACUUUUUCCUAUAUAUUUCUGAGUGACUUUUAGUAGGAGUUGAAAAUAAAAAUCAUUUGCAGGCCCACUGCCCAGAAGUAACCUGUUAACAUUUUGGUGUACUUUUUCCCAGUCUUUUUAAUAUGUGUAUACACACACACAUGUAGUUUUUAAAAGCAAAAUUUGGAUCAUACUUUACAUGAGGUUUGUAUUCUGCUUUCAAAUAUAAAGGGAGCAUUUUUCUAUUUUAAUAAAUAUUCUCUGAACACGAGGAUUUUAAAUAUCUGCCUAAUACUCUUGCCUUCAUUAUGUUAACUUGCUAUGCUUUAAUCUGUCCCCCAUUGACAUUUUAUUUCUAUUUUUGCACUAUUACAACCGUGCUGAGCAUCUCUGGUACAUUAAUCUUUGUCCUAAUUUUUUCUUAAGCUGUGUUUCUAAGAGGGAAAUGACCACGUCCAAGAGUGAAUACUGUUCAGGCUUUGAGUAAAGAUUAUCAGAUUUUUCACAAAGAUAGAGCCGAUUUCUAUUCCCACCAGCUCUUUUGAUUAUUAUCCUUAUCUCUGCUUCCCACCUUAGACCCCAAGGGGUUAACCUGAGCUCAAGAACAUCUCUCUGUAACUCACUAACCACAUUCCAUUUACUUC